Molecule: messenger RNA, 900 nt
Organism: Pseudozyma hubeiensis SY62
Lineage: Eukaryota; Fungi; Basidiomycota; Ustilaginomycetes; Ustilaginales; Ustilaginaceae
Product: glycosyltransferase
Exons: 1
Coding region: 1-900 (299 amino acids)
Biological process (GO): dolichol-linked oligosaccharide biosynthetic process
Molecular function (GO): hexosyltransferase activity
Source: RefSeq, a predicted model, not a curated record
AUGGCAGCAGCUGACGGUGCGAUGGCAGAUGCUGCUGAUGCUGCUCAGCAACGCGAUCAUUUGCGCCUCUUUGUCACUGUCGGUACGACGCGCUUCGACUCGCUCAUCCGAGCCGUCCUCUCGAAUGAAUUUCUAGACGCAGUUGCCCAACUCGCACCCCGCCCGUCAUCACGCGGUGCCCUUCGAGCCCGGCUGACUGUUCAGUACGGCAACUCAUCGAUCGCUGACAUCCUGACCUCGUCUGCGCUCGCAUCGGCAGACGAAGGAAGCGAAAUCCUCCCCGAACCAGGCCUGCGCAUCGUCAAUGGCCGGAGGGUGUAUCAAAGCAGUCCCAACAUCGCAGGUCUCGAUCCUGGAAUGACAGGAAGCAUCUCAGGUCUGCGCCUUCGCACUGCUUUACGCGAUACGAACCGCCCGUUCACUGACAUCGACGAGGCUAGGAGUGCAGGCAAAGGCAUCUUUGAAAGCAUUCUCGACGAAGCGAAAGCCAUGCAGGGCCUGACUAGCAGCGCAGCAAGCUCGGCGCUUCAAGGAGCAGCACUACAAGCCGAAACGGAGCACGGCAUCGAUCUGCAUCUCUUCCAAUUCGCUCCCGACAUCAAGUCAUUCAUCCGGUCUGCAGACGUGGUGAUCAGUCAUGCUGGAUCAGGGACGAUCCUAGACACAUUGAGGAUGCGCCCCAAGCCACCCGCACUGGUAGUGGUGCCCAACACUUCGUUGAUGGACAAUCAUCAGGUCGAGCUGGCAGAAGCCCUCGGCAGAGACAACUUCCUCAUUGUGGGCUCGGAAGAGACGUUGCCCAAGGUCGUGGCCAGAGCACGCACAACAGCUUGUGAUGCUUUUCCAGACUUCGAGCCCUCCCGAUUUGCAGCGAUCGUGGACGAUGCGAUGGGAUUCUGA